This is a messenger RNA of Temnothorax curvispinosus, 3163 nucleotides long. It is a transcript of the gene Rnf11, whose product is annotated as RING finger protein 11. The coding region runs from base 627 to 1151 and encodes 174 amino acids. The record is from RefSeq and is a predicted model, not a curated record. The transcript is spliced from 2 exons. Lineage: Eukaryota; Metazoa; Arthropoda; Insecta; Hymenoptera; Formicidae.
CGCGACGUCAUCGACGGAGAGACCGCAAGAGGAAGAGGAACGGCUAGGAAAUCGCAAAUUUUGUCGCGCAAAUAAAGCGGAAACAGAAUCGAGGAAAUCGUGUCGGGGGCGAUACGUUGAAAUCGACCAACUUCCGCUCUGCCUGCUGCCAUUGUGCGCGGACGAGUCACCUGCCGUGCUCCGCGCAGUCCGCGCAUCAUGGCGACGCUCAGCUGGUAGUGACGAGUGACGACACUCGGCUGCUGCUGGCUAGUGAGGGGCACCGAGGGGGUAUGUGACGGCUGCGUUUGGACGGGCUACCUCGGGCUACUGCGACGGCAUCGUUGUUAUCUCGAUCGCGUUGGCCGAGCGUCCACUCGGUGCUGCUCUCGCGAGUCGACGAGCUCCGCGGAGAGCGACGGUCCAGGUGAAAUGGCAACAAGGUGCACGGUCGCUGUCGCGCUGCCGCCGUCGCUGCCGCGUCCGCACGGGAUUCUGUAAUCGCUCGCGCGGAACGGGAAAGCGGGAUCGGGGUAGACGCGCGGAUGCGACGCGCGAGCGACCUGCAAAGCUGACAGCUCGCCGCUAGCUAGUGAGAGACAGAGAAAGUGAGGGAGAGAGAAAGGGAGAGAGAUAGAGAGAGAACCAUGGGCAACUGUUUGAAGCGCACCGCUGGCAACCAACAGGACAAUACCACCCUCCUGAGCAACAAUCCCGAGCCCAACGUGUCCGCGAGCGGAUCCUCGCAGGAGGGCCUCGGGCCGCCGAUCCCCUACAACGUAAUUCACCAAGCGGCUUAUUACCCGUCGAUCGCCACGAGGGAACGUCAUUUGCAGUCCACCAACUUGAACAUUGGCCAUGGGAUCGGAGUCAAUCUGGUGCAGAGCACCGGCUCGGCCGGCUUGAGCGAGGAGGAGCAACAAGUGAGAAUUGCGAAGCGUAUAGGACUGAUACAGCACUUGCCGAUGCGCGAGUACGACGGUGCGAAGAAGGGCGAGUGCGUGAUAUGCAUGAUGGAGCUGCUAGUGGGCGAGGAAGUGCGUUAUCUACCUUGCAUGCACACCUACCACGCGAUCUGCAUCGACGACUGGUUGCUGCGCUCGUUGACCUGUCCGUCAUGCAUGGAGCCGGUGGACGCAGCGCUAAUUAGCUCAUAUCAUCCGACUACUUAAUACCAGAGUGACGAGAGUUUUCAUCGGUUUAGCCGAGCGGAAUUAAAUUACUAAGGCUAAACGUGAAGCGACUGCAGAGAGAGAGAGAGAGAGAAAGAGCGAGAGAAAGUCGUUGCUUUUACUGUAGAGCGUAUAAAGGCUUCUGGGUAGUAGAGAGAUCGCGUGUCAAUGGUUUGAUUGUAUUUCGCCGUUAUACGAUAUACAUAUAGGUGGGCGCGCGUGUUGUUUAAUAUAAUAAUCUCUAUCACACACAAAAGUACACUCUCCCUUAAUUAAAUCCGCAGGUAUCUUUUUUUAGAUCGUUCCUUACGAGAAGGCAAACUUGGGACUUGAUUUUAAUUAAAUUUAGUCAAUAUCACGGCUCCCCGAAACCCUUUUCCGUAGUGAGUUUUUAUUGCUUGUACAUUUGAUUUCUCAUUUAGAAAAGAAAGAUGAGGAGGCGGCUCGAUGUAAGAGUGCAAUAAAGCGUUGAGUGUAAGCCCCAUGUGCACCGAUAGGCAUAUAUAGUCGAAACAAUAAGUAUAUAUAUUAUAUAUAUGCGUAGCAAUGAGAUAAUAAGUGCGACACGUGCGGAAAUUAUUAUGUCCUUUGUAUUUCUCGUGCGGCUUUUUGUGUAACACAUGUUCGUACACGUUCAUACGCGAAUGUUAGACGAGCCAACGCAAAUUGGCAUUUUCUUCUUGCAUAAUCCGUUUUAAUCGCCUCCUUGAGUUGUCCGGAUAUAUAACGUACCUAUUCUCGGGUAAAAUAAAUUAGUCGAUAAUUUUAAACUUAGGAGAUGGGAUUUCUUUCGCGGAUGCAGAUUAUACACGUGCGUAGACACUGCAGACCGUCGGGAUUGCGUAAAUGAUAGUCCGCUAUAUUUUCGUGACGAAAGAAAGACUGUCUCCAACGAUACUCGCAUACGUUUUAAAUUUUCUUGAUGCCUCGCGCAUGUGUCGUUACGUAAAUCGCUUGAACCGCUUUUGCCGCGACGAACAUUGAACAUUUUUAAUUUAAAUAACGUGUACAGAGAAAGAAUGCUUUAUUGUAUGCUACGGACGAUUAGCGGUUUAUUAUAUCGAUAGUGCGGGAAUACGUAUAGCAACGAAUAAAGAGAGCGAACAAAACAGUAAACGUAGAGAGGAAGAGAGAGAGAGGGAGAUAAAAUGCGAUAAAUGAUCCACACUGUUGAAUACUACACGCUAAUAAUGGGCUACGUAACUUAGAUUCUGUUGUUAAUUUAGUGGAGCUUGUUGAACUAACUUUUGCUGCAGUUACAGUAAAGCAGUGGACAUUUUGACCGUUCCGCGCCAAGUAAAACUUUACCGAGGUAUGUACAGUUUAGUGUAGUUUCGUACAUCAAUGUAUAAUAUGCGAUAGUUUUACCGACUUCGUGCGAAGCGACAUUUCAAACCGAAGAGAGAUAGAGGAAGCGAGAGAGAACGCAAUUAAAUGUUUAAUUUAUAAAAAGAGGGGGAAAAACUUAACCACAUACGGUACCGCUAAGUUUUCGUUUUAAAUGGGAAUAUGAUGCUGUGAAAUAGUGAUUUAUUGACGAAGUACAGAGGUAUAUAAAUAAUGAUUUAAUACGCAAAUAUAAAUAUUUAGUAAGAAAAUUUUUGUGUUUCUGGAAGAUGUCCAUCUCGACACAAAAUUCCUCGAUCGCGCUCCGAUCGAACAUUUUAAAUAAUUAGAGCUAUAUUUGCAAAUUCUAAAUAGAGAGUAGCGUAAUUUUAUAAAAAAAAAAGGAGAUAAGCCAAGGAAGGCUAAAGUUACGAACUUAAUUCUAAUGGGUCUUUCUAAGAUAAAAGGAGGAGAGAAACAAAAAAGGAGAUAUCCGGACGGUUUGUCCCGGUGAGAUAAGCGCGUUACGUCGCUCUAAUCAAUGUAUCGGACACUUUACGCGAUUAAUCGCGGGGCAUCACUGACAAUCUGCCGGGCUACAUUAUAAUCGUAAGUCUCGAUAAUGGCAAUUGUAUUUGACUUGCGUUUGGGAAAGAUGAUAAUAAAUAUUUGAUUGAAAAAAAAAA